GUAAUAUCUAUUUCAGGAACCAAUCAAAUUUGUCCCUUCUUAUAUCAUAUUCUAUUUUGAGAUUACACGCUCAAGUUCGACACUCUGAUUUCUUGCGAUCCAAAAUAUAAUUCUUUACUUUGGUCACUGCAUGGUAAAAACUAUUCACGCAUUUUAGUUCUGAUUGUAACAUUUCUUUAACAUAAGCCAAAUGUAUAAAUCUAAUAUUAACUGAUUGGUUAGUCUUGCUUUAUUACACACUUUUACGUAGAAUUAAUUUCUUUGCGUAGUAAUACAUUGUUAAUCCCGGCGAACAUCUAUAUAUACUCAGAGCCAACGAUGUUUCGUCAGUGGUAUGUCUGACAAUUCCAGAGUGAAACAAGUAAACGACCGCAAUCUUCACGAUUCGCGUGUGAGCACUACACAGGCUCUUGGGUCUGUCUUGGGUGUGACUUCUCAAGCGGAGGCGCUGGAUUUCCCAAUAUUUUCAUUUGACGAGAACAUUUUCCCUGGUUCACCAUGUCCUCAAGAAAAUUUGAUGGAAUCGUUUCACCUGUACGAUUCUGAACAGUACAAGAAAGGGCAAGUAACAACUAUAACACUUGAUACUUCGGGCCAGUUUGAUUUGGACCCUCUUUUUGAGAACGCCGUUGAUAUCCAACAGCUAUUGAAUAAUACAACACAAGUGAACGACGCCGACCUGGAGAGCAUUAUUCUGGGGGAGAAAACUGCUGACCCAGUUACGGUUGUCCCGUAUAUUGAACUGCAAACAACACAGGCAAGUUCGUUACCCGCUUUGAAAGAAUUUGACUUUAUGUCCAGCCAAGAGCAAAUUACAACGACUAGUGAGGCUGGUUGGCCAGCCACAACCAUCAAGACGGAAGAAUUCGGCACUUGUGAUCUCGACAGUCUCGCUAGCUCUCCGCCAGCGUCCGAAUACGACGUCACAUCGUCGACGCUUACACCACCGACUUCACCCUUUGAAGUUGUGCGAGGCCGACCCGGCAGGAAACCUUCCGCUGCUGGUCCCCUUAGACCAAAUAGAAAGAAACAGCCACCCAAGGGGACAGAGGAGUACUUGGAUAAACGAUCUAGAAAUAAUAUAGCUGUGCGAAAAAGUAGAGACAAGGCCAAGAAAAAACAACAAGAGACAGAGAGCCGAAUGCAAGAGUUGUGCUUAGAAAACGAAAACUUGCAGAAGAAGUUGGACUUAUUAACAAAAGAACUCAAUGUGCUCAAAAGUUUGUUUACCAAUGUCGGUGCCUCUUUACCGUCGAAAUUUGACGAAAUUAUGUCAAGGUGACCCCACACCUGAAAAUAAUAGAACAUUGAUAAGCACCAAGUUGGAAAUUCCUGUACAUAGUGACACUUUUUACCAUGUAGAUGGUAGCUUUGUGACUUUAACUUGUAAGAAUUGUAUAGCUAACACUCAAAUGUAUGAUGACGAAGCUGUUUUUAUAACUAGCAUUUGUUGUUGUGUUCAUAUAGAUUUUAUAGAUAUUUUAAUUUAUAAUAGUAAAAAUUAUGAAAACUUAA
Ostrea edulis (European flat oyster) is the source of this 1515-nucleotide messenger RNA. RefSeq names its product transcription factor ces-2-like. NCBI's taxonomy places the organism in Eukaryota, Metazoa, Mollusca, Bivalvia, Ostreida, Ostreidae. Gene Ontology annotation, molecular function: DNA-binding transcription factor activity, RNA polymerase II-specific; RNA polymerase II cis-regulatory region sequence-specific DNA binding. The transcript has a single exon. The coding region runs from base 335 to 1282 and encodes 315 amino acids. Gene Ontology annotation, biological process: DNA-templated transcription; regulation of transcription by RNA polymerase II. The record is from RefSeq and is a predicted model, not a curated record.